Molecule: messenger RNA, 3018 nt
Organism: Impatiens glandulifera
Lineage: Eukaryota; Viridiplantae; Streptophyta; Magnoliopsida; Ericales; Balsaminaceae
Product: WD repeat-containing protein 44
Exons: 8
Coding region: 976-2868 (630 amino acids)
Molecular function (GO): protein binding
Source: RefSeq, a predicted model, not a curated record
GUAAAACUCCGAUCACCACUUCCAGAUUACAUAUCUUAAGAUCGCAUUACACUGAAGGAUCGAUCGUCAUCAUCUACAUCCUACAAGAAUUUUGUCAGGAUUUGAGCAAGGGUGGUAGUAAUAGUAGCAGUAGUAGUAGUAGUCGGCCCUUUUGCAGAGAAAGAUAACCAGAAAGGCGACAACUCUAUUUCCUUCCUUUCACACUGCGUAUAUAUAUAUAUAUAUAUAUAAUAGGCCUGGGAUUAGCUGUUGCGCUCGAGCCGCGCCGUUCGUGUUGUCGCUCGUGCAAGUAGCAGCUUAGAAAUCCACGAGCUUGCCUGUGCCUUUGGCCUGUGGUUGUCGAAAUUAUUAAACAACAACCUUUCAUGAUCCUUUUGCCUUUUCUUCCUCCGCCAUUCUCGCUGUCAUCUCUCUUAUUUGUCAACCCUUCCUCUCUCCACGGUUCCAUUCAUAGAAUAUCAACCACUUCCUUCUUAUAUAUAAUAUAAGCCUUUUGAAAGAGUUUUCAUCUACAAGUUUUUGGCAAAGGCCAGGAUCAAAGGAGGGGGCGGUGUAUUUUAUUACUUUCGAGGUACAGUCUUUGAACCUUGAAGCUUUGGUCUCUGUUCCACCCAUAUAAUUUCCCUUUUAACAUUUUACCGACGUAUUGCCACCUUGAUCCUUUGCAAGAUUUCUGGGAUUUUACUAGCUUGGGUACCUCGUACCAGGUCCCAUUUGUCCUUUCUAUCCUUUCUCUUCCAGUAUUAUAAACCCUUCUCCUACCAUUUCAACCGUUUUCUGUCUUGUGUGCUGGUUUUCCCUUUUCUUUUAUUAAACUACUCUACUCUCUGAAGUCUUGAAUCUGAACUCAGCCCCUUGUUUAGGUCCUUGAAACUCGCAUCUUUUGUGGGUGGGUAUAAAUAAAAAGGAACAGGGAAGGGAGGGAAGGAAUUGUAAGUUGUAUCUUAGGGGUUUGAUGUGGAACCCUCUCUAGAUAUGCUGACCUUAGAAGAGGAUAUUCAAGAAGAAAUCUUUUUUGAUUCCGAAGAUCAUUAUUCAACAGAAAACCAAUUGGAGGAUGGUUACGAGAUCUGGUUGAAAGAGCCCAAGAGUGUUGAGGAGCGGCGUCAGAGCUUUCUACGAGAAAUGGGUUUCGAAAGGUUGGUUGAAAGUGUUGGUGCUGUUUCUGCCGGUUGUAAUAGUUAUACGCCCGUGGCUGUGACUGGUGUGGAUGAAAUUAGUCCGGUUUGCUGUGUUAGAGAAUUGAAUGGCGAAGCCAAUUGCCCUGUUGAGGAUAUUUCAAAUGCAUUGCCCUGUUUGCCCUCAUCUGCUUGUGCAAAUGAUUCAACAUGUAUUAUUCCUGAAGAAUGCAAGAGUACUACUUGUACAUGUGUACGUGAGAGGUCAAUAUUGAAGAAUUGGUGGAAACAGUUUGUAAAUAGGAAGAGUCGAACUAAGCAGGAAGAUGAAAGAGCACAAAGUAGUCGAAUCAAGGUAAACCGGAAGAAGAAGAGUAGGACUGAUUUGAGUGCUCUUUAUCUUGGUCAAGAGAUCUCCGCUCAUAAAGGCCUGAUUUGGACAAUGAAAUUCAGUCCAGAUGGGAAGUAUCUAGCUAGCGGCGGCGAAGAUGGGUUCAUCAGAAUCUGGCGUGUUACUCAAGCCAGUAGAUUCACCAAGGAAACCGAAGAACAUCAAGUCAACCUCUCAAGGAAGAAGACAACUAAUCGCGGUCGCGUUGUUGUCGUUCCUGAUAAAAUAUUCCAGGUUGAAAAAUCACCUAUUCACGAGUUUCGCGGUCACACCGAUGGAAUCCUAGACGUCGCUUGGUCAAGUAAUUCUAAUUGUAUCCUUUCAGCAUCCAAAGAUAACUCUGUUCGUCAAUGGGAAAUGGGUAGCGAUGAAUGCCUUGCAAUUUACCGACACAGUAAUUAUGUAACUUGCGUGCAAUUCAAUCCUUGGAACGGUAAUUACUUCAUAACCGGGUCUAUAGAUGGAAAAGUUCGCAUCUGGGAUCUAUUUGAGAGACGGGUAGUCGAUUGGGCCGAUGUACGAGAUCAAGUGACCGCAAUAUGUUACCAACCCGAUGGCAAGGGAUUGGUUGCUGGUACUCUAAAAGGCUUCUGCCGUCACUACGAAUUAUCAGACAAUGGGCUUCAAUUGAAUUCUCAUAUAAAGGGGAAAAAGCACAAGAAGAUCACUUGCAUUCAGUUCCCUCCAGAAGAUAAUAGUAAAAUCAUCGUCUCCUCAGAAGACUCCGAAGUUCGCAUAAUCAACCUAAAUGUGACGCAUAACUUAGAAGGUCUUCUUCUUCCUCCACAAAGACAAAGGCAGAUGUCGGCCGCCUUUACAUCCGACGGCGGACAUGUAAUCUCGACCAGAAAUAACAAUUCUCAAGUUUACAUGUGGAAAUACGACGAACCCUCUUCCCCUUCUUCUUCAUCAUCUUCAUCUUGUUCAGAUAGAUCAUCAUCGUCGUCAUCGUCGGGUAGAUCUCUGUCUUCUUGUGAGUAUUUCUCUAUCCAUCAUGGAGUUUCAGUGGCGGUGCCUUGGAGGAGAGAGAUGAGUGAGGGAGCACAUGAGAAGCGAGACGGCGGCGGCGGCGGUGGUGGUGGGGGGAGGAGAGAACGUUUUUCACUUGGGAAUUGGUUUUCCAUGGAAGGGUCGAGUCGGGUUUCUGCAACAUGGCCGGAAGAGAAACUGCCAAAAAUGGGGGUGGUGCAGAAUGAGGAUCAAGAUUGGGAUUCUGUAAUGUUGUCGGCGGAGGAACAGCUGUCGGAGACAUGGGGCCUUGUCAUAGUCACGGCUGGUUGGGACGGAAUUAUUAGGACGUUCCAUAACUUUGGCUUGCCUGCAGCAGCAGCAGCAGCAGCAGCAGCAACCAAUAUUUAAUUUUGAUUUAAUUUGAUUUAGAUUUGAUUUUAGAGAAUAUUAUUGAUAGUGGUUUUAAAUUAUUAAAAAUUAUAAUUUGUACAGCACAUGAUCAUCUGCAUAAUUAUUCAGAUUCUGCCAACUUUUUGGUGCCAUUGUUAAUAAUAUAUU